Messenger RNA from Prosopis cineraria, 1145 nucleotides. Its product is annotated as LRR receptor-like serine/threonine-protein kinase GSO1. Bases 12 to 1145 code for a protein of 377 amino acids. Lineage: Eukaryota; Viridiplantae; Streptophyta; Magnoliopsida; Fabales; Fabaceae. The transcript has 5 exons. The record is from RefSeq and is a predicted model, not a curated record. Gene Ontology annotation, molecular function: protein binding.
GCCUAUCCAACAUGGCAAAUCUAUGCUUUCAUUUCUUCUCCUCCAUUUUCUCCAUGCUCUUUCUCAUGGUUUUUCCAUCUUUAUGUCAUUCCAGUUUUACCCUCGAUGGAUUGACACUUUUUGCUUUCAAAUCAUCUAUUAGGGACCCCUACAAUCACUUAAAAAGUUGGUCCAACUCAUCAUCUUUCUUUUGCCACUGGUUUGGAGUCACAUGUAACAAUGAGAGAGUGAGAAUAUUGAGUCUUCCUGAGAUGGGUCUUGAGGGCACCUUACCAUCACAAAUUGGAAAUUUGUCCUUCCUAGAGAAACUUGAACUACAAAGCAACAACUUUCAUGGUCGGCUGCCAAAAGAGUUGCUUCAACUGCGCAAACUAGAAAUUCUAAACUUGAGUUAUAAUGCAUUUAGUGGAGCUAUUCCAACUUGGAUUGGGAGCUUGUUUAUGCUUCAACGCUUGAGUCUUGGCAAUAAUAGUUUUGGAGGUCUCAUUCCUCCAAGUAUAUGCAAUUUGUCUAACUUGGAGACCUUGGAUUUAAAGUCUAAUUCUAUCAAUGGAUCUAUUCCGGUGGAUAUUGGAAGACUUCAACAUCUAAAAUUUUUAAGCAUUUCUAGAAACAUGCUUUCAGGAAGGAUACCUCCAACUAUCUCUAACUUAUCAUCACUUGAACACAUCUCAUUGUCUCUCAACUUCUUAGAAGGACAUAUUCCCAAAGAAAUGAAUGAGCUUACAAAUCUGAAAAAUAUGUACAUGGGUAUGAAUAAGUUGUCAGGCCAAGUACCAAGAAUUGGAAAAUUGAUCAUGCUUGAAAAUUUAUAUCUUGCAAGCAAUAACUUCCAAGGAGAUAUUCCCAAUGAAAUAAGUAAUCUUACAAAUUUGAAUAGCAUUUACUUAAGUGCUAAUCAAUUGUCUGGUCACAUACCAAGAGGCAUUGGCAAGUUCACUAGGCUUCAAGAGUUAUUUCUAGACAACAACAACUUAGAAGGAAAUAUUCCCAAUGAAAUUAUAAGUCUUGCAAAUCUAAAGAUAAUGAGCCUAAGUGUUAAUCAACUAUCUGGCCCUAUUCCAGAUGGUAUUGGAAACUUGACUAUGCUUCAACAAUUGUAUCUUGAUAGCAAUAAUUUAGAAGGUCCUAAAUUUGUUGACUAG